UAUUCAUACUCUUCUGUAAUUAACAUAAAAGUAACAAUGUGUUAUGUUAUGUAGGUCUGAUUUCCCUUUUUGAUCAAAGUUGUCUGGGUUGAGUUGUUCAAAGGGGCUUCAUUGGUUUGUCACAAAGACUUAAUGAGAUCCACAAGGUCGCCAUUUUGUAACCGUACGUCACUUCCUGGUCGCCAUUAUUCGUUCUCGACCUUCGUCGUAGCUGCUACGAUGGAAAACCAUGAGGAUUAUUUGGAUGCAUUGACUGCAUAUGCCAGAACUCCGGAGUCGGAUGUUCCCCCAGUCCUGGACCAGUAUUUGAACGGUGUGGCAAAGAAUGGAGAGACGCUCUUUCAGUGGCCUCUACUGAAACCCCUGAUCGUAGGUAAAAUGGAACAGGUCAUCCGUGAGUUGCGUCAAGGUUUGAGUACUGAGAGUAUCCCGCCAAGACCUAAUGUGGAAAAUGUCCGAUUUGAUGUUAUGCACGCAAGAAUUAUGGAUGCCCUGCAUAAAUUUAAUGGGGCACCCUUUACGAUCCAGCGUCUGUGUGAACUCUUGGUUGACCCAAAGCGACAUUAUAAGCGGAGUGACAAAUUCAUGAGAGGACUGGAAAAGAAUGUUCUGGUUGUCAGUACUGUUGACCCUUUUGGAAGGAAAGUUGUUUCAGAGUCAUCCAAUAAACCCCUUGUCAAUGGCAUGGAUAUCAAUGGCUCUCCAUUCUCCACAAGGGAUCCCCACACUAGUACCCCUUUGCCCCCAGUUCCAGGAUGGGUCACAUCAACGGUUGCCAUGGCAUCACGCUCUCAAAAUAGCCCCUCCCAGGACUCUUCAGAUCACCCACGGCCAACUUCACAGGUUUCUUUGCCGGAGGCAGGAAUCACAUCCAAUGGCGUUUCUGGUGGCCUGGUCAGUUCUCUCUAUGCUGACCAGGGGGAGCAGCCGCUAUCAGUACAUGCAGAGGAAGUUGUUGAAGAAACAGUAGUCACCAUGGACACCAAUGAGGUAGCUAAUGUUGCCACAGACGCGGGAGAAAGCUUGGCAGAGGAAGAAGAGGAGGAUGAAGAAAUGGGAGGGGAAGACACCAACGCAUCAUCAUCGUCGUCAUCUUCUUCAUCUUCUUCUGAGGAAUUAUCAGCAACAGAAACAAGUGAAAAUGGUGCUCCAGCCCUCAGUCCAAAGGUGAGCUCCUCUACUGAGUCACCACCACAGAGUCGACCAUGGGCGGCCAUCGCUGACGAGGGAGAGAACGAAAAACUCACAGAGGGCGAAAGUCCUUCAAAGAAGAGUCGCACUGCCACAAGUCCAGAUGCUUCUGACACCCGUGAGUCACAGGAGAAUUCAGACUCUUCCUCCUCCACAUCGCCACCUCAGUCUUCACCACCAUCGUCAAAACUAGAUGAGGUCUCCUCCCCAUCCUCUGUGAAGCAGGACUCUAGCCAGGGCCAGCCAGCAGCAGCGGGCGCAGCACUGUCCUGGCAGUCGAUCAGCACCAGCCCCGACGUUGCCGACCCGCCCGAGGCUUCAGGGUCCACCUGCACGUGCAGCACCAAUGUUCCUACACAAGCCUCUUCAGAGGACAGUUUUGGCUUCGACACAGUCACGACUUCUUCCUCCACGGUGGCUGAGGAGGAGACUGUGACAGACUCCACAACAGGCGAGACACCCGAUGCGGUGGAAGAAAGCGUCGGCUCUGAUAAUGCCAACGAGUCGGAAGCUACAUUAAGUACUUCAUCAUCUUCAUCGUCAUCAUCUUCAUCAUUGUCUGAAAGUAAGAACACGUCGGGACCUGAGUCCUUGGUGUCUUCAGCCCCAGCCUCUGACGAGGGGCAGGUAUGUAGCAGUCCACCAAAGUCUGAUCCGAGUGUGUGUGAAACUGUGUGCUCAACUGAAGCAGUAGCCUCAUCCACUGACACCCCAUUGACUGCCUACAGUAGCAGCAGCAGUAGCAGUAGUGCCCAGAGCAGCAUGGAGUGCGACAGUGUUGCUGGCCUGGAGAGACUUGUUGGCUCCGUGGAACCAUCUUCGGUGUCCUCAUUAUCGUCACAGCCAGCAUUUUCCCAACCCUCAUCGUCAUCGUCGUCAUCAUCCUCGGUCCCCCCCAGCCAUCCCACGAAUGUUUCUGACAGCGGACUCCCUACCCAGUCGGGUGACCCAGCCUCGCCGCCAAAGAUGGAGAUGUCAGAACAUAUAGAGUCCGAGGCAGAGUGCGACAAGCAGACGGACAGCUCAGACUCUGCCUCAGACUCCAGCAGCCAGUCUUGCCUGCCACAACAGACGACGGAGGAUGAAACGAUGGAGGCAGCAGUUUCUGACAAAGUCACAGUAGUCAUGGUUUCAGAGCCUGAAGAUUCCGGGCACGUGGAUUCCACGGCGGACACAACAUCGGAGAACGUAGAGGUGGGCUCGGACUCAACAGGCUCUGAUGCGGUCGAUGGGGAACUUUCCACUGUGAGCUCAGAGCUGGGAGGCGGGGACUGCAAAGCUGAGGAGGGAGAGGAACAUUCGUUAUCUCCGCCGUCACAAAGAUCGUCGUCGGACAGUCUCGGGUUUGAAGUGUGUGGCGACAGCCUCAACAAGUCUGUAGGGGAGGACAAGGAACCCGAGGAUGAGUCGGCAGCUGUCGAGAAGGCGUCGGAGAGCAGCGAGGAUGUCUCGCAGAUGGACUCAGAAGACCCGGGCCACGAGCCCAUGGACCAAGUGUAAGACCUAUCCCUGUGUGACAGGUGGUUUAACUUAAGCUCCAAUAGCAAUGCACUACUGGGACCAUUAUUGUAAACAGUGUGUUGACAUCCAGAUUAAAAAAAAUUUGCGACAGUCAUACUUCCACCCUCGCUGCUCUGUUCCGGUGGGCCUGAGAAAGGAAGCUUCCGGGUGUGCCUGAAGGACUCGCAACUGAAUGUGCAGGGCAUAGGUGAUGUCCCACAAAUAUCCAAGUUCCAGUGUAGUAGCCUAGGGCUCUGUCGUUGGAUGAGGUCAGUCUGCUAGAGUGCCAAGAGACCCGUGCUACUGAUAAGCUUUACCUUGAAGCAGAUUUCCUUCCCUUCGACGGUCCAGACAAAGAGAUGAGAUCUUGGUUGCAUGUACUUUUCAGUGAUAAGACCUGGGCAUUUUGGUGAAAAAAUUGUCAGUGACAAGUACUGAACCCCACCCCAUCCACUGCAGUAUUUCAUAUUUGGACAGAUUUGCGCAAUUGUUAAUGAAAACUUUUUUUUUCUUUACUUUGUAGAGCAGUACUUUCUUUGUAUUGAAAAUGGUUAUGGGUACGUGAAAAGGAAGUUGUAAAACUAACGCUUCUACUGUUUAAUUAAAAAUAGUACAUUUUUCCCCAGCUAGUUGGGCCUCAAAUCUGGUCUUGCUGUUACAUAGCUAGGUUGUAUCGCUGUACAAAAUGAACUCAGUUCCCCGCGACACAUGUAUAUCAAUCGAGAAGCUUGUUAUGAUGUUUUCUUCUUUGAAAUAAUGGCCGUAUGUGAUAUUGUUCUUUGUCUUGUGUCACAUGAAUAUUGUAACAAGAACUUGUUUUUUAAUUUCCCGUGCUGUAACAGCAAAGACCUAUUUUGUGUUCCCUCUGUGUGUGGUAUAGAAAGUAAUGACAGUGUUAUUAAGGGAAAGAAAAGCAGAGUAGUUGAGGUUUAAUUAGAUUGAGGAAAAUGGCAUUCCUAUGUACUUGAGCAGUAAAGAUGUGAAAAUGAUGCAGUUUUCGGCACGGGCACACACUUAUCGUAAUAUUUCCAGUACUUUGUCUUUCAAUGUGACUGCUCCCCCCCGCCCACUCCAUCCAUGUACGGUAAUGUUUUUGCAGCGCGA
Aplysia californica (California sea hare) is the source of this 3795-nucleotide messenger RNA. Its product is annotated as dentin sialophosphoprotein. Gene Ontology annotation, biological process: protein dephosphorylation. The coding region runs from base 133 to 2691 and encodes 852 amino acids. The transcript is spliced from 9 exons. NCBI's taxonomy places the organism in Eukaryota, Metazoa, Mollusca, Gastropoda, Aplysiida, Aplysiidae. The record is from RefSeq and is a predicted model, not a curated record. Gene Ontology annotation, molecular function: protein phosphatase regulator activity. Gene Ontology annotation, cellular component: cytoplasm; nucleus; protein phosphatase 4 complex.